This is a messenger RNA of Populus nigra (black poplar), 1080 nucleotides long. Its product is annotated as ABSCISIC ACID-INSENSITIVE 5-like protein 1. The transcript has 2 exons. Gene Ontology annotation, molecular function: DNA-binding transcription factor activity. NCBI's taxonomy places the organism in Eukaryota, Viridiplantae, Streptophyta, Magnoliopsida, Malpighiales, Salicaceae. Bases 540 to 845 code for a protein of 101 amino acids. The record is from RefSeq and is a predicted model, not a curated record. Gene Ontology annotation, cellular component: nucleus. Gene Ontology annotation, biological process: positive regulation of DNA-templated transcription.
UCAUGAAUUUUUUCUGAUUUUUUUUUAUUAAUUACUUGCUUGAUAGAUUAAUUGAUGCAUGCAUAUGUGCUACGUACACAGCCUAGAAUUGGUUCCAAGGGGCAAAAAAAUUCUAGAGCUUAAAUUAACACCAAGCUGGUUUGAUUAAGGAUAUCGAUUUCACUAAUCAUAUAAUAAAAUGUCAAGUCAUGUUUAUUAUUUUUAAUCGCAUGUUUUAUUUUAUUUUUUUCAUUAAGUGGGUUUCCUAGACAAUUUAGUGGGCAUGCAUGACUAGGGAUCAAGUUCCAUCACAACCAAACCAAAAUGUUAAACCUGCUAAUGAUCCUAGUGGAGUAAUUAACAAACCAACAUCCGAAUGUUAACUUUGCAAGAAAACCGUCGAUGAGGUGUGGUUUGGGAUACAAAAGGAAGAACCACAACAACAAAUUUCCAACACCAUUGAUGCUGAUCAUGAACCUCCUCAAGGCGAUCAAACAUUGGGAGAGAUAACAUUAGAAGAUUUCUUAAUAAAAGCGGGUGUAGUUCAAGAAGCUCCUGUGAUGGGGCUAGGAUUCCAAAAUGCAGGAAACAAUUUAUCUGCUGGCAAUGGUUUCACAACUUACCACAUGUAUCCACAAGUCAAAGGGUAUAAUGUGGGAGAAGCUGUAUCGAAUAAUGCUGAUGAGAAUGAGAAGUGUCAAAGCGUGAUGGAAUUAGGAGCACAAUCGAACAAGAAGAGGGUGAUGGAAGGUCCGCCUGAGGUGGUUGUGGAGCGGAGGCAACGCUGGAUGAUAAAAAAUAUAGAGUCAGCCGCACGAUCGCGUGCUAGGAAGCAGGCGUAUAUACACGGUGGAGAUGGAACUUGAGCUGGAUCAACUUAAAGAAAUAAGCUUUUAACGUAAAUCUUUAAUUAACUGCAGGCAGAGGGAUGAUCUGAGCUUUUAACUUAAUGUAAAGUCUUGUGGGUUUGGUCUACCAAGCAAACUUCAGAAAUAACCUUUCUUUGAUUUCUGAUGACCAUCAGGAUUAUCUAAGUUAAUUUAAGUUUUUUUUUAAAAAAAAACUAAAAAAAUAUUAUUUAAAAAAAUAUAGAUUUUUUAA